CAAUCGAUUCGCGAUCCGGAUACAGGGAAGUCUGGUUCGUGAGUCUGGUUCGUGAGUUUGUCUCGUCUUUGAAACAAAUUUGAAAGAAAUAGACGUCGUUUGCUGGUAUCGCUGCCGCCAAGGCAAUUGUGGAGAUCAGUACCGUGUGUCGAAUUGGAUAAAAGUACAUGUAUAGAUACCUAUUCAUCUGGGGAUUUAAUUAUGUGGGUGUUUGGCGGCAUUGGCUUGAUAGAGGUUCGUUUUCAGGUACAUAUUAUUCACAAAGGACUGUUUUACAGAAAUAUAUAUUGGUUGUCCUUGCAAGUGGAAGACCCGAAAUACGGAGCUGGGAGUCUUGAUUUCAUUUCAAUUGCAGAAAAUAUUUUGAUCGCCCCAGGAGUUCGGGAUCAACAUAUUCUGUCACUCGUCGAUAGUCUUUCGUGGAGAAAGCAAUAUACAAGACUGCUCAAUAUGUGCGAGGUGAAAUUCUACAAAUCGGAAGAAUGCGGUCAUGAAUGGGCUAUUCUCUCUGAGCCUUGCAAGGAGGGCCGCGACUUGCUCAACUGUCCGACAGUCCAGAACAAGUGUCGAAAGAUACGGCCACCACGAGGCCCUCCUACGGCUGCUUCCUGCAAAGAGUGUCCAUUGCAUGGCUUACAAGGAGAUUAUGACAUGAAAAACACCAGAAUGGUCAAAAAAACGCGGACAGGCUAUCGAAUCGGGUUUGGUCCGGGCAAGCGCCAGCCAGGCACAGACUUUGUCUGCUGUGUCAUUCAGUGAUGCUUGACAUGGACCAUGUUUCGUAUUAAUGGAGCUUUGAAGAGCUCCUGGUAGCUUGCAUCGCCUGGGGCAUUGAGCUAGUCUGAUAUCGACGUGACUGCGAUCAAUAGAGCAGCCACUCAGC
Molecule: messenger RNA, 883 nt
Organism: Xylona heveae TC161
Lineage: Eukaryota; Fungi; Ascomycota; Xylonomycetes; Xylonales; Xylonaceae
Exons: 1
Coding region: 202-759 (185 amino acids)
Source: RefSeq, a predicted model, not a curated record